This is a messenger RNA of Cutaneotrichosporon cavernicola, 918 nucleotides long. RefSeq lists its product as uncharacterized. The transcript has 3 exons. Gene Ontology annotation, molecular function: lipase activity; serine-type peptidase activity. The record is from RefSeq and is a predicted model, not a curated record. Gene Ontology annotation, biological process: proteolysis. Bases 1 to 918 code for a protein of 305 amino acids. NCBI's taxonomy places the organism in Eukaryota, Fungi, Basidiomycota, Tremellomycetes, Trichosporonales, Trichosporonaceae.
AUGGCAGAAUUCAAGACGGUCACCUAUGCCUCUCCCGACGGCGUCGACAUUGGGCUCGACUACUCUCUCCCACCCGGCACAGGCAAAGCGCCAAUCCUAGUAUGGUUCCAUGGCGGCGGACUCCUCCAAGGUUUCCGUAAAGUGAUGCCGCCGCACAUCCAGACCGCGUCCGCGAAACACGGCUUCUGUGUGGUGACAGCCGACUAUCGCCUCGCCCCGCAGACCCGUCUUCCGGGUAUUUUGGCCGACAUCAAGGCAUGUAUCGAGUAUCUCCGUUCUCCGGCAUUCGCGAGCGAGACGGGUGACAGGGUCGACCAGAGCAAGCUCGUCGUCUCGGGUGGAAGUGCGGGGGGAUGGCUGGCACUCAUGCUCGCUUCGGGGAUUGGGUUCAAGGAGUGUGGGAUUGAGCCACCGGCGCAUCCGGCGGCUUGUGCAGCUAUCUAUCCGAUUACGGACAUUACGGACAAGUUCUGGACGACGCCGCAGCACCCCGUCUCAUACCUCGGCUACGAGAUCGACCGCAUCCCGCUGUACCCGUACCUCGACCCGAGCGCUCCCAAGACGUCCUACUCUCUUCCCACCGACGCCAGGAGCCAGAUGUAUCACUACAUGGUGCAGGAGGCUAUUGAGCAGCAGCUCCUCCUCGAUGGGGCGGGCGUGUCGCCGGCCAGUUUCCGUAUCGCGGCUGGUAUCGGAAGCGGCAAGUUUGUCCUCCCGCCGACGUACAUUACCCAUGGGACGCUCGACGAUAAAGUGCCGCCGCGGCAGAGCGAGGAGGUCGCCAAGGCUGCUGAGGCCGCGGGCUUGCCUGUUGAGCUCGAGCUUAUUGAGGGUGCUGACCACCUGUUCGACUUUGAUGAGGGCGUGGACAUGAAUGAUAUGUACAAGUUCAUCAAGUCGUCGAUUUCAACUAGUUAG